This is a messenger RNA of Oryctolagus cuniculus (rabbit), 529 nucleotides long. NCBI's taxonomy places the organism in Eukaryota, Metazoa, Chordata, Mammalia, Lagomorpha, Leporidae. The record is from RefSeq and is a predicted model, not a curated record.
AGAAAAGGAGGCCUGGGGCAGCACAGCCCACUGUGGGCGUCAGGGGCUGUGACCACCAUGGCCUGGGCUCCUCUGCUCCUGCUGCUCCUCUCUCACUGCACAGGUUCCCUCUCCCAGCCUGUGCUGACUCAGCCACCCUCCCUGUCUGCGUCUCUGGGCACAACAGCCAGACUCACCUGCACCCUGAGCACUGGCUACAGUGUUGGCGAGUACCCUUUAGUGUGGCUCCAGCAGGUGCCAGGGAGGCCUCCCAGGUAUCUCCUGACCUACCACACAGAAGAAUUUAAACACCAGGGCUCCGGGGUGCACAGCCGCUUCUCUGGAUCCAAGGACACCUCAGAGAAUGCAGGUGUCCUGAGCAUCUCUGGGCUGCAGCCCGAGGACGAGGCCGACUAUUACUGUGUUACUGCUCAUGCUACUGAGAGCAGCCUCCAUGCACACAGUGCUUCAGACGAUGAGGAAGUGAGACAAAAACCCCGGUUCCUCAGCCAUGGGCUCUGAGCAUCUUUAGUGGUGAAUAUCUGUGGAG